CUUAUUAGUCACCUCCUGCCAAAAGAAAGAAACACAAAUUGUGCUUUGUAUUUCAAGCUUUACUAAACUCUCCGGUACACUGAGUAAACACAGGUAUAGAUUGAGGUAGUAGUGAAGAACCACCCACAUCCGUAUUUUUUUAGUGGGUGUAACUGAUGACUAGUUCCUGGGAUGUAGGUCAGGUCUCACUGUUGUCCCUGGCAGAGGUACAGUAAACAUCAUCUCCCUAUAGACAGCUGUUACCCUGCAGCAGGACUGGGGGAACUUUGCUGCCAAGGUUCCUUUGAAAUAUUUAGAGCAUCAUUCACCGGCCACACAAAAUGAUCAACUCAACAAGAAGCCUGCUCUAGAUUUACUGAAUUACCAGUACUGCGUGUGAUUGCCUAGGCAGAACCAGACCAACUGAUUUCAUGGGCUUCAGAAAAUUCUCUGCGUGCCCUCGUCAUUUGUUCUACGAUGAGUGCCAAAUCUGCCAUCAGCAAGGAAAUUUUUGCACCUCUUGAUGAAAGGAUGCUGGGAGCUGUCCAAGUCAAGAGGAGGACAAAGAAAAAGAUUCCAUUCUUGGCAACCGGGGGUCAAGGCGAAUAUUUAACUUACAUCUGCCUGUCAGUGACAAACAAGAAGCCCACACAGGCGUCCAUCACGAAAGUCAAACAGUUUGAGGGCUCCACCUCAUUUGUUCGGAGGUCACAGUGGAUGCUCGAGCAGCUUCGCCAGGUUAAUGGAAUCGAUCCUAACCGGGAUUCUGCAGAGUUUGAUUUGUUGUUUGAAAACACUUUUGACCAGUGGGUCGCCAGCACAGCCUCAGAAAAAUGCACGUUCUUCCAGAUCCUUCAUCACACCUGCCAGAGGUACCUCACAGACAGGAAGCCAGAGUUCAUCAACUGUCAGUCAAAAAUUAUGGGAGGAAACAGCAUCCUGCAUUCAGCUGCUGAUAGCGUGACUAGUGCAGUGCAGAAGGCCAGCCAGGCAUUGAAUGAGCGUGGAGAACGGCUAGGCCGAGCGGAGGAGAAGACAGAAGACUUGAAGAACAGUGCCCAGCAAUUUGCGGAGACAGCACACAAGCUCGCUAUGAAGCACAAAUGUUGAGGACCUGCCUGUCCUGGUGACCCUCUAAAGAGAAAUGGAAGAGAUUGUUCAGCAGUUCUUACAAGAAUUCUGGACCUCCACCUGCUUCUUUCUUUCCAGUACAUGGACAUUGAGAGUGUCUUGUUUUUCCUUUUCUGACAUUAAGAUGAAAGGAAAGGUGUCAUGUGUUUGCAUUUCUCCAGUGAUCUAGCUAGGAAACACUAAGUAGCAUCAGCUUCUUGUCAGUUGUUUUUCUGUGUGUGUGUGUGUGUGUGUGUGUGUGUGAGUGUGUGCUUGAAUGUAUUUUUCUUUUUUAAAAAAUAAUUUUUUGUAGUUUGGAUAAAAAAAAAUGUGGACCAAAUGAUAAACUGAGCUGUGUCUAACCUGGCAACAUGUAUUUUGUUUUCCCUGCUAAAAGAAACAGGAGGACAUUUACAUGUGGUGACAUCAGAUAUUAUUGUUCCUAGGUGGAAAGAAAAAUUAAGCAGUUACAGUGUCUGCUCACUCUUUAGCUUGUCAUAAUUUGAAGCAUAAAGCUAAAAUUCUGUAUCUGAAGACAUGAUUCUGUAUUAUGAAAAACAUUUGAAUUUAUCAGGGAAGACAAUAGUCUUAGAUUUCGCUCAUCGCUUAGCAAUGUUCUGCAUGAACCAUCACCAGCAUUCCAAAAAAAAAAAAAGGAAAUCAGAAUCACAGAAAUCUACUUUCUGAGCUGCACCUUAAAUACUUCUGCUAGUUAUUUCUGGGCUGAUUAUUUGGAAUUACCAUAUGAAGGGUAAAAAUUUGAAAGCAGUGACCUAAGGAAAAGCCUGCUCAACAACUUCUGUGUAUUCAUGGAUGUUUCUAUCAUCUGUUACUGUCACAAAUUAUAGUGGCUUGGAUUUUUAUCAAAAACUGAUUUGCCUAGGUAAAAGUCUGUGUAGAUAAUGUGAAAAGAUGCUAUGUUUAAAAUAUCUUUUUGUCUUCACAAAGUCCUGCCUAUUUUAGGCACCCACAUAAUGCCCUUGGGAAAGGGGUGUUCGUUUCUUGGUAUCUAGUUUGGAGAGCUGUUGAUGUUACUGUGGUUUAUUUAUUUAACAUAAUAUAAUAUGUGGCUUUCUUGAGAAAUUGCAUUUUGUGGCAGUUUCAACUUGCCUAGUCUGACAUAAAUCAGUGUGGUCACAAAGCCCUUACUCUGCAGAGUUGGUCACG
This is a messenger RNA of Ochotona princeps (American pika), 2256 nucleotides long. RefSeq names its product syntaxin binding protein 6 (gene STXBP6). Gene Ontology annotation, biological process: regulation of SNARE complex assembly; exocytosis; Golgi to plasma membrane transport. Gene Ontology annotation, cellular component: plasma membrane; exocyst. Bases 457 to 1089 code for a protein of 210 amino acids. The record is from RefSeq and is a predicted model, not a curated record. Gene Ontology annotation, molecular function: phosphatidylinositol-4,5-bisphosphate binding. Lineage: Eukaryota; Metazoa; Chordata; Mammalia; Lagomorpha; Ochotonidae. The transcript is spliced from 6 exons.